Messenger RNA from Cyclospora cayetanensis, 1686 nucleotides. RefSeq lists its product as uncharacterized. The transcript has 3 exons. The record is from RefSeq and is a predicted model, not a curated record. NCBI's taxonomy places the organism in Eukaryota, Apicomplexa, Conoidasida, Eucoccidiorida, Eimeriidae. Bases 1 to 1686 code for a protein of 561 amino acids.
AUGGCGUUGUCGGCAGCUGCAUCCCGUCCUUACUUCCCCUGCCCAGUUUGCAGCAGCACCUCGGGGAAGCGCUGCUGCGCAUGCUGCAACGUGGCAAGAGGAGGAUCUCUAGAGAGCAGCGACGUCCUCCUUUCAGCUGCUGCAGCGGAAACAACUGCGCUGCUCCUGCAGCAGCAACCCCACUGGCGCCGAGCUGCGCUCCUGCUGCCGCAAGACCGCCUCGUUGAGGCUCCAUCCUUUCUUGAGGCUUUUCGAGCCAAGUGGAGGCAGCAGCGUUUUCCAGAGGAGCAGCAGCAGAACCUUCAGGAAGCAUCCAAGCAGCAGACGCGCACCCUCGACCCUCCCUUUCUCUACGUUGUCGCCGAUCGCCCGCCUGGCUUCUGCUGCAGCGAGUUGAGCAGCGCUGCUGCCCUUUCUCCUGACGUGCUGCUGUCUGCUGCCGCUUCCUCUGCCUGCUGCAGCCCACCUGCAACUGCGGUGUGCCGCCCAACAGUCUUCAUCUACCCAAAGGCGCCUCUAAAUACUCCACUCUGCGCUGCAGCGAUUGCCGCACGCUUGUGCGGGCGUGUAGAGCUGCCACCUCCACAGCUGCCUCGAGGCAGUCCACCCACGACAGCAGCCUCGCUGAUUUUGCUGCUGCUCGACGCUCCCGUGCAGCAUGGCUUGGGAUGUUUGCUGCGACACCUCCUAGAGCUUCUGCCCGCAGCUCCGGAGCAGCUCUCGCCUCUGGAAAGCGGAGGAAGCAGCUCACCAACCCCCCGCUCCUCCUCCUCGAUCAACUCCCUCAGCGGCACUUGCCCUGGAACGCCUGUCGCGGCUGCUUCUCAUGCUGCUGCUGCUUCCGCGCGGUGUACAUGCACCUGGGGAGACACCGCGCUCUUCGUCGCCCUCUCCCCCCUCCUGCUGCUCCCUGCCAACCUGCGAGAAGCGGCGCAAGACGCCGCGAAAGAGCUCGGAAAGGCCGCUGCCGUUGCUCCUGCCAAAAGCUGCUCUGGCUUCCGCCAAUGCGGCGGCACAUUCUGCGCCGAACAAAUAACCUCCUGCUUGCUGUUUGAGCAGCAGCAGCAGCAGCAGCUCCCCUGUGAUCAGAAGGAGGCGUUUUCCAAGCUGGCUGCGCAGCGGUACGCUGAGCUCUAUCAGCUGCCGCACAUGCGCUUCGCUCAGCUCUGCUUCCUCCCGCCGUGGGUGCCAAGAGCUGCGGAUCCGCCUUUCGAGAAGGCGUCUUUUCCCCCGCCGAAAUGGCAAAUCGAAGAGUGUUUCCAGCUCGUCAGCACGGCAUCGAGCUACCUACGCGUUGGAGGUCGUGUGCUCUUCAAAGUCUACAGACGAGCUGAGGGUGGCACUAUUGGCUUGUCACCUGUCGCUUUGCAGCCGCAAUUCCUGCCGCAAAAGUCAAAGACUGCCAGAAAAUCUCAGACAGUGAAGCUGUCAGAUCCACCGACGCUCCCAGAUCUCCUCGGCAGCACCGCUGUUACCCUCGUCUACGUCGGAACCACGGGAGCCGCAGUUUGUCGCUGCGCAGAAACUCCAAGCACUGGCACGAGCAGCGGUGGUGGCAGAGGGCACUGCAGCAGGAUCGCAGCUAUCUCUGCUGUUGGUGGGGCAGCAGACUUGCUCCUCGCUGCGGCUGCACGAACAGCUGGUGCGGCUUAUUACCGAACAACUUGCAGACGCAGCAGCUCGUGA